AUGGCACCAGCUCCCGCUGUUCCCGCAAGGCCAUAUCGGCGAAUUCUUACCUCAGCUCUCCAUCGGAGAUUCGUCCAUGCUUCCGCGUUUGCUCUCCUUGUAUCCUACGUUAUCUCUUUCCUUAUUAGCACCAAAACAUCCCUUUUCUGGUCAUGGUUCCCCCUUGGGGCGUGCGGAUUCCGAACACUACUUUUAUUCAUCUCGAGUCUAUCAGUCUUUGUACUUCGGGUAGGGCAGCUACACGUUGGCGCCUAUACGACUGUUUCACCCUUUCAGACAUGGCGCCAAACAACGUUCUCCGUCAACCUCAUUCAAACCUUUGGCUGGCCCUAUGAACGAGCGCGGCUCAACGAGAAACCGAUAUACCUCCACUGCUUCUACUUCCUUCUCGCACUUACUCAGGCAACCUUCCACCUGUAUUAUGAUUGGGACCAGCUUGUUAUCCCGAUCGCUAAACGCUCCGAGAAAUCCGACGACCUGCGAACUCACCCGCUCGAGCCACCGUUACCCCGUUUUACCAAAUCGGUGCCCAAAAUGUUUGUCCAUGCCGUCGUUCAGAGUGGAAUAACAGCAGUCGUGGGGCCUCUCGUCUACACGAUGCUACUAAGGAGAAAAGCUUGGAAUUUCACGUUGUAUUUUGCAAGAUUAUUCUGGCACUUCUCGAAAUCGGCUGAGGAUCCACCAGGUAUCAUACCACCAAUACAUAUCACAUUAUUACUCCGAUCGGCGUGCUCCGGAACGCUGUUGAUCAUGUUGUGGCAGACAUCCAACCUUUUGUUCUCUGUUUUUCUAGGUCGGGCACCAUUAAAAAAGGGCCUACCAUUAACAAAUACAGCCAAAGACCCAAACGGGAGUCUUAUAAACGGUUUAAAAGCCAAAAAGGCACCAGUCCUUACGUUUGCAUUGUGGGAGUUGUGUCUUAUCAGCCAGCAAUUCCCUGAUCGUCGGAAAGGGAUUUUCAACGAUAUCGAUCGUGCAGGUGGUUCUGCAUGGAGUCAAGUAUUUGCUGCAACAUCGGACGUCAUCAAGGGGAUUAACAGCCGGAUCACUCAGUUUCAGUCGCCCACGCCUGCCGGCACAACUGUUCCUACCACAGAAACCAAGGAAGUGAAGCAAGCAGCGAGCGAUACCGGAUCAAUUCAAACGUUACCGCGCCUCACUCUCCCCCCCAAAGAAGAUAAUAUCUUUCUCACUAUGCCAAGGGGAAAUACCCGGCCGGAGAAGUUUGAGGCAGCGUUUGGAUCCGUAGCCAAAAGCUACGGCCACAGUCCGGAUUGGACUCCUUCCGCCAAAGCCAAGGCACGUCAGCUUUUUGACCGAGCUUCGUCGAUAAUGCUAAGCCCAGCGCAAAAACGCAGAAUCACUGAGUCGGCUCAAGAAUUGAAAUUACUCACAUCCCCAACCGCGAGUACUGCCCAAGCUGGAAACUCUGCUCCAACCAUUCAUCCUCUUCUUCAAUGGGCGUUCCGCAGCCGUUUAGGUGCACCGUUCCGAAAACCUUAUGCUCGGCGCCUUCGUCAAAUCGUUCUAGGAUCGCCAUUUGAACAAACGGCACCUUUAGUUGAUGCUACUGAGGCCCUCACAAAGCUCUUCAUUGCAAGCUUAACUGAAGAUCAGUUUGGGAAGGUGCAAAAUGAUGUUCCUACAGUAGUUAGGCUGUUUACGGAGACUAUUCUCACGCUUGAAUCAUUUGUCAGUGAAAAGGGUCUCAACAUCCAUUGGACUGAUGUUGAAUUUCCGAUUAAUGCUAGUGAAGCGGCCAGAAAAAAUGCACGGAGAGUGGAAGAAGUGGAACUUGUGCUGUGUACGUUAAGAACCGGAUUAUCAGAACUCUUGACGGCUUUUCGACUUUACCUUCGAGAGGUCGGUGUCGUGGGAAAGGAUCUUCAAUUGGCUAAGCAGGCUGCUGUUUGUUAG
Messenger RNA from Uncinocarpus reesii 1704, 1917 nucleotides. RefSeq lists its product as uncharacterized. The transcript has 4 exons. Lineage: Eukaryota; Fungi; Ascomycota; Eurotiomycetes; Onygenales; Onygenaceae. Gene Ontology annotation, biological process: spindle pole body localization; nuclear pore organization. Gene Ontology annotation, cellular component: nuclear pore transmembrane ring; spindle pole body. Gene Ontology annotation, molecular function: spindle pole body-nuclear membrane anchor activity. The coding region runs from base 1 to 1917 and encodes 638 amino acids. The record is from RefSeq and is a predicted model, not a curated record.